Molecule: messenger RNA, 942 nt
Organism: Aspergillus nomiae NRRL 13137
Lineage: Eukaryota; Fungi; Ascomycota; Eurotiomycetes; Eurotiales; Aspergillaceae
Product: lipase family protein
Exons: 4
Coding region: 1-942 (313 amino acids)
Biological process (GO): lipid metabolic process
Source: RefSeq, a predicted model, not a curated record
AUGUUGGCGUUGCUAUUUCUUCUUCUAGGGGUGAUCUGCCCUACCCUUGCCCAUCCGGUGCCGAGAGCUACUCUGAAUAGACUGUAUCGUAGAGAUAUCUCUCCGUCUCUUCUGGCGGAUUUCAACCGCUUCUCGCAGUUCUCGGCUGCGGCCAAUUGCGAAGCGAACCAUAAUGCCUCCUCGAUUGGGUCGGCUGUCUAUUGCGAUUCGGGGUUUUGCGACACCAUCCGCGAAUCAAGUACCCAGAUCAUUGAGGGAUUUGAGGAGAUCAAGCCAGGUGGUACCACCGGAUACCUCGCUCUGGACAACACGAACAAAUACAUCGUCUUGAGCUUCCGUGGGACGGUCUCCCAUGCAAACAGCAAUGCCGACUUGGACUUCCUCCAAACGGACGCAUCGACCGCCUGCACGGGAUGCAAAGCACACCAUGGUUUCUGGACUGCAGCACAGAGCGCUAUGGACAUUCUCCUGCCCAGGGUAGAGGAGGCAUUGCAAGAGAACCCGGACUAUCGGAUCGUUCUGACGGGACACAGUCUCGGUGGCGCCCUUGCUACCCUGGGAGCUGUGACCUUGCGGAAUGCUGGACAUACGGUUGAUUUGUAUUCCUUCGGCGCCCCAUCCGUCGGUAAUAAGGCGUUCGCCGAGUACAUCACCAAGUCCACUGCCGGCAAGAACUAUCGCAUCACCCACACCAGCGACGAAGUGCCCAAGGUCCUCUUCCGGUUAUCUCGGCACAAGCCACUGAAGCUUGUGGUCCCCGAGUAUAGCCAGUCGUCGCCGGAAUACUGGAUCACGUCGCCCAAUGGCGUGUCGGUGACGAAGUCCGAUAUUCAGGUGAUUGAGGGAAUCAAUAAUGAAGCCGGUAACUUGGGUACCAAGGAAAUCACCAUGGAGCCUCAUGGAUGGUACAUGGGCAGUACGAGCGUGUGUGCCCAGAUCUAA